Spirodela intermedia is the source of this 1138-nucleotide messenger RNA. The record is from the annotation of a GenBank genome assembly. Lineage: Eukaryota; Viridiplantae; Streptophyta; Magnoliopsida; Alismatales; Araceae.
AUGGAAAGUAAUGAUUAGCACAUCAAAAUCAAUGAAAAUUGUUCAAGUAAAAUAUUGGUGUUGAAGCGUACACAAUAUACCAGAUGUGCAUGAUGUUAAAUCAUUAACUUAAAUUAAUCUUAUUAUCAGAUCAAUUGAUUGAAUCAUAUUUACACAACUAUUCAAGAUUUGUACAAUAUUAAUGAAUAUUAAUUAAAAAUAUAUUUUGAAUUAUUAUAAGUCAUCAAAGUAAUGAUUGUUAAUAUUGAGGUCAUGAUUUAGUUUGUCCAAUUGAUAUUCAUGAUUUUUUUGAGGUAACUUAGAUUAUUUUUAAAUGAAAAAUUAUUAUUUUUCUUUCAAGAUAUAUUCUUGGUUCUAUUUUAACAAUAAAAAAUUCUUAUUGGACUCAUUAGAAUGUUAGUGUUUUACGGCUAUAUUGUAUUAGUUUUUCUUAGAGGAUACCUGAAGUUUUAAAGGUCAUAUUGUAUUGAGUUUCAACUAUUCGAAAUUCUGACGAAUUUUGCUUUUUUAAUGUUCAGAAAUGAAAAUAAGAGAUUUUUUCGAAUGAAAUUUCUUUAUAAUUUGAGCCUCUCCCUUAUGGCUAAUUAGUUAUGAAUAAUCACUUCUGACAUUUCUAUCAUUCUUUUCCCGUCCAUCCAUAUCUCACAAUCACUUAUUUCUACCGUCUGAUUGGCGUGUUGACUAUUAUUUGGAAGAUACAGCCGUUGACCCUCGGGGAGGGAGCUAGAGAGCCACUUGAGGUACGGCGCCUGCAUGGGUUUGCAUGGUGGCUCUCGAGGGGUUAUGAAGAAGACGAGGAGAAAGAAGAAACGUUUCAAGCCGCUUAGACUCCGAGGUUAAAAGGAGACCGAAUACAACCGCGGGGUAUUCUUCUGGCGUCUUGGAUUUUAUUUCUACAGGUUUCACCAGCUGAUCGGAUCCCCUCCCCGCGCCCGUAGUCAACGUCUCCGGCAAGCAGAGUCGGCGAACAGGCGGCGCCACCGGAAGUGUUGGCCUUUCAGAGGAGGAAGAAGAAGCCGGUGGCCAUGGCGAUGCCGGCGGCGGCGGGAUAUGUGACCUUGGUGGUGAAGGCUCCGCUGCCGUCGGCGGCUCCCUCCGGCACGGCAGCGGUGGAGGGCGAGGUGGCGGCGGCGACUGA